CCCUUGCUGUGCCCCCCGGCCCUUCUCUCUCCUCUCCCUCAGUCCCUGUCUUGUCCUAUCCUAGUAAAAGAAAGGACAGUUUGAUUGCACAGGUAGCCCACCGCUCAAAUCAUCCGCUUCCCCUCGCCCUUCCUCUCUCACACCCAAAACAAACAAGCCUGCUGGAUCGACCGAGUUCAGCCGAGCUAGCUAACCCUCGCAAGCUAGCAGCUUCUCUCAACCCUCGACUUCCUUCUACCUAUACAACCCUAAAUCAGUUUGCUUCCUUCGGUUCUUGCGAAUUGCCAGGAACGAAAGAGCUUUGCCGCUCUCGUGUUACAGAAGACUCGGAAAGAGAGAUCGAGAGGAAGGAGUACCAGAUAGACGUACCAGCAGGCAGCAGCUAGCUAGAGGGGCGAGCGAGCCAUGUGCGACUACUUCCUACAAAGGAUGGAGGACGACCGCCACCACCACCAUCAGGCCGGAGGAGACCUCACGGACGUCGUCCGAGCCGGCGGCGCGAUGCAUCCGGCAGCUGUCGCGGAGCUCUCCUCCACGGCCACCACGGGGUGGCAGCUCCCGGCCGAGCCAGCUGGACCACCCGGCCUCUUCCCGCCAGCCCGGUCAUCGUCGUCGUCGGACGGCGGCGCCUUCGCCGGCCUCUCGGGCCCAUUCGCCAGCGACUUCCGCGCGGACUCCGCCGGCGUUGACCCCAGCCCUGCCGACUUCUUUGACUUCGAGGCGCCCGCUGUCGGUGGCGGCCGGGGCGGAAUGGUGGAGGGCGGCGGGCCGCCGCAGAUGCCCGCGCUGUCGCCGAGAGAGGUACGGCCGUACUCGGUGAUGAUGGGCGGCGACACCGUCAAGAUCGGCGUGCCGGCGAUGAUGCCCGGGGGGCUGCCCGUUGGCCCGCCGUGCGCGUUCGACGCCAUCGCCGGGAUGCAGAUGCCGUCGCCGCACUGCGGCGGGAUCAAGCGCAGGAAAAACCAGGCAAGGAAGGUGGUCUGCAUCCCAGCACCUGCAGCAUCAGCAGGAGGAAGGACCACUGGGGAGGUUGUUCCUUCUGAUCUCUGGGCUUGGAGGAAGUAUGGACAGAAGCCUAUCAAAGGAUCACCGUAUCCAAGAGGGUACUACAGAUGCAGCAGCUCUAAAGGAUGCCCGGCGCGGAAGCAGGUGGAGCGCAGCCGGACAGACCCAAGCCUGCUCGUCAUCACCUACAACUCGGAGCACAACCACCCUUGGCCGACGCAGCGCAACGCGCUCGCCGGCUCAACACGUUCCCACCACGCCAAGAGCAGCAAGAACAAGUACUCCUCGCACAGCCUGCCGCAGACGCCAAACCUCAAAGCGGAACCUGAGCAUCACCAGGCCUCGGGGGCAGUCCCCAGCGCCACCGCCGCAACCGCAGCAACAGCCACAAGCACCACAACGACCACGAGCACCACCAGCAACAGCACCCCUCCUCCUCCUCCGACGAUGGCUGUGAAAGAGGAGGCAAUAAUGGUGGGGUCGGAAAUGGAGAAAGUGAUAGACCACCAUGACGCUUCUGGCUGGCUGGAUCACGGUGAUCUCAUGCAGCAGAUGUUCAGCCAGAGCUACUACAGGCCGAUGAUACCGGAGGCGGCCGGCGGUGGCCUCCAUGCCGAUGACUUCUUCGCUGACCUCGCCGAGCUGGAGUCGGAUCCCAUGAGCCUCAUCUUCCCUGCAGGUGGUGAACCUGGAAAGGAGAACAAGAGCUUGGAUGCCGAUCCAUUAUUCAACAUGCUAGACUGGGGUGCCACUAAUGUUGCAGCUACUUCUUCAUUUGAGCAAGACGAGAGUGGCUGGUGACAUUGUUUUUGUUUAGCUUGCAUCGGCAAAAGCAAUCAUGCAUACAUGCACACGCACAACACAACACAACACGUUCGUUCUCUAGGACAAUAACCAUUGCAUUCAUUAAGAUGGAAAGAGUUAAAAAAAGAUAAGAUGUGAGGGCUACUUUUGUUUCUGUGUCCCACUCUUUGUUUUUUGUAGUUUCUUCUUUAGUUUUAUUUAUUUGUUUAUUCUAAUUGAUGUGUUAGAAUAAAUACGAGCAAAAAAUCGCUCUAGAAAUCUCUUUUCUUCUUCUUCGUUUCUGUGGCACGAGGGAUAUUUUUGUUUCUAUGCCAUGCUCUUUGUAGUAGCUAAUUUCUUCGUUUUGUUUACACUCUAAUUGAUGUGUUAAAUAAUUGUCAUUUUGAUCG
This is a messenger RNA of Zea mays, 2198 nucleotides long. RefSeq lists its product as uncharacterized. The record is from RefSeq and is marked provisional. NCBI's taxonomy places the organism in Eukaryota, Viridiplantae, Streptophyta, Magnoliopsida, Poales, Poaceae. Gene Ontology annotation, biological process: regulation of DNA-templated transcription. Gene Ontology annotation, cellular component: nucleus. Bases 406 to 1806 code for a protein of 466 amino acids. The transcript has 3 exons. Gene Ontology annotation, molecular function: transcription cis-regulatory region binding; DNA-binding transcription factor activity.